AUGGAUUCAGAACCAGCACCCCAGCUUGAGGAGAUAGAGCAAGAGGGUGUCGGUGGAGGGACCAUGAAGAUGGAGGUGAAAAAUAAAACCAAGAAGAAAAAGAGUAAAAUGAGUUCUUAUUUCCCCAGGUUUGGUUGUUUCAGAAUCGAACAUGAUGUCUCGGGGGGAGGUUUUGAUAUUGAGGUUGUUGAUGCGUCUGGUCAGCGUCCCACCCCUACCCACUUGAUCAUAAUGGUUAAUGGUCUCGUUGGCAGCGCUCAGAAUUGGAAAUUUGCUGCAAAACAGUUUCUGAAAAGGUAUCCAGAAGAUGCUGUUGUACAUUGCAGUGAACGCAAUUCUUCAAUGUUGACAUUUGAUGGGGUUGAUGUAAUGGGAGAUAGACUAGCAGAGGAGGUUAUAUCAGUUAUAAAACGUCACCCAAGUGUUCAGAAAAUUUCAUUUGUAGGUCACUCUUUAGGAGGCUUGGUGGCAAGAUAUGCAAUAGCCAAGCUUUAUGGGAGAGACAUUUCUAUGGAAAUUUCUGUGGGGAAUGGACAUUGUGAAAGUCAUGUUUCAGAUCAAGAAUGUCAUGAUAAAAAAUAUGAAGGAAAAAUUGCAGGACUAGAGCCCAUAAAUUUCAUUACAUCGGCAACGCCACACCUUGGUUCUAGAGGGCAUAAACAGGUUCCUAUGUUUUGUGGAUUUUACUCUCUGGAGAAAGCAGUGUCUCGUGUUGCAGGGGUUUUUGGUAAAACGGGAAAACAUCUAUUUUUAACCGAUAGUGACAAUGGGAAACCCCCUCUUCUUCUCCAAAUGGUUCGUGACUCCGAGGACAUGAAAUUCUUGUCUGCUUUACGCUCCUUCAAACGCCGCAUUGCCUAUGCAAAUGUUCGUUACGACCAGCUUGUUGGAUGGAGUACAUCAUCUAUCAGACGUAGAAAGGAACUCCCAAAGCGCCGGCAUCUUUCUAGACACGAGAAGUACCCUCAUAUUGUAAAUGUAGAGACAGCAAAAUCUACUUGUGUUGCUGAGGAAAUUCCUGCUGAAUCCAAAGUGAAUGGUCGAUCCAGUAAACUUGAUUCGGAAGAGGAAAUUAUCAGAAGCUUAACAACAAUGAGCUGGGACAGAAUUGAUGUCAGCUUCAGUGGCAGUAAGCAGAAAUAUCUGGCACAUAGCACCAUUCAGGUGAAUACUUACUGUAUGAAUUCUGAUGGAGCAGAUGUGAUUCAACAUAUGGUUGACAGUUUUCAGAUAUAG
Molecule: messenger RNA, 1236 nt
Organism: Sphenostylis stenocarpa
Lineage: Eukaryota; Viridiplantae; Streptophyta; Magnoliopsida; Fabales; Fabaceae
Source: the annotation of a GenBank genome assembly